AUGCAAAACCUAAAAAUUUUUUUUUUUGUAUUUUCAGGUUGUUUGUUCAACAGCGAACUAUGCAAACCAGAAGACGAAUGGUGUUUUGACGAUAAUGCAUUUGGAAAAUGUAUAUCGUACAAAGAUGGUACAGAAGGAGGAGAAGAAGGAGAAGGGGGUGAAGAUUUUUACGAAUAUCAAAUCGGAAGUGAUUUUUUACGGUUACUUAAAAAAGAAUUAGAAAAUCUUAUUAAAAACGGAUAUAGAUGGAGUCACGUGUAUACUCAAUGCGUUAUAAAAUCUCUUUUGUUUUCUUAUCGUUAUCAGAAAAAUUUCGAUAAAACUUUGUGCGAUUCUUUACCCGAUUACGAUCCAAAUUUGUUUUACUUCGAUGACGGUUCCCAGGACAUCGAUCCGAAAAGUGUCGGACAAGUACAAUUUACUCCGAGUGUUGUCGAUCCUCAUGCAGAAUUUGCUGACGAAAUUUAUUUACCGGUCAUCGGUAAGGAUUUUUGGAACGACGACACGAACGGCGAAAAUGGCGUCAGAGCCAAAACGAGAAACGGUUACAUGACAGACAUUCAAGAAACUCUCAUGUUAAAAAAUGGUAAUAAAAAUGAAAAAAGAGGACGACAGCAACAACCGGACAGUUUUGAAAUUCCUUCCGGUUAUUUAAAUUACAUCAACGAGUUACCCGAUGAUGAUAAUGAUAAUGAUAACGUUUACAAACAUCCCUACCUUUAUAAUAUCGAAAAUGAAUAUGAUUUGAGAAAAGAAUACGAUUCGAAAUCGAAUCCUUAUUUGAAAAAUUUAAGGUACGAUGAUGACGACGACGACGUCGAUGAAUCGAAUCUCGAAAAUUUAUCGAUUUUCGACCGAGUUUUAACAAACGACAGGCGGAAAAAUUUAUUGAAAAGUUUUUCACGUAAUUACAACACUCCGGAAAAAUUUAGAAAAGGUCACGAAUCAAAAGAUGAAGUUUUCUAUCCGAAAUUGUUAUCUUUUAUCAACGGAGAUCAAUCUAUGGAAUAUUAUUACCCGGAAGAUAGACAAAUCGUUUACGAUGGUUACGGUGGAAUCACUGAUAAUAAUGAUUUUACCAAACUCGAUGAUGAUAAUAAUGAUGGCGUGUACACGGAAGGAGGUGUCGUUUAUAUAAAAGACGAUGGAAAAAAUGACGACAACAACCAGCGGGAUUCAUUGGAAGAACUUAUGAAUACAUACGGAAAUUGGGGAUUUAAACGUCCGGAACGUUUAGAUGUUAAAAAACCAGGACCGGCUUACAAUACUAAUAAUUAUGCAUUUAAAGGAGGGUCUCCGAUGGAAAGUCCAAGUUUAAGACGUUUAACGACAACCGUACAACCGACUAUUAAAGAAAAAGAUGAUUUUACACAGCAACAAGACGAAGAUUAUGCUUACGUCAUACUUAAAAACAAGGUUAACACUUGGCAAGAAGGUUCUAGAAUCGUUCGUAAAGUCGAAGAAUUACUCGAUCUUCCUCAAAACACUUUUACCAACAUAAGAGUCGAUCAAAAUUCCGUUAAAUUUAAAAUUGAUUCGAAUCGUUUGAAUUUAAACGCAAGCGAAACUAUUAAAAAAAUCGAUUCGAUGAAAGAUUCAAUACAGAGAGCGACAGGAAUCGAAAUAGUUUCAACCAAAGUUGGAAAUCAGAAUCAUUCUCCGACGGCUGUAAGUCUAUUGGGUGGAGACGAACGACAGCUUUGGAUUUUGUCUUUUUUAUUAUGUGCAGUCAUAGCAGCCGUCGUCAUCGUGGGUACGGCAUUUUUUAUCAUAAAAAGACAUCCUCACGGAAGUAAAAAAAUUGAUAACCUUUCGCAAAUGGAUUCGGAAGCGAGCAAAGACUAUCAAGAUUUGUGCCGUGCGAGAAUGGCAUCGAAAACGGCACAGGAUAAAUCAGAGGGAAACAUUGCGAGUCAUAGAGUAACAAGUUUGGCAAAAGAAUCCGAAGGACAAAAUCAUUCACCUUCUUCGAGAUCUAGCACAUCUUCGUGGAGCGAAGAACCUGCUUUGACAAACAUGGAUAUAUCCACAGGACACAUGGUUUUGUCGUACAUGGAAGAUCAUUUAAAAAAUAAAGAUCGUUUAGAACAAGAAUGGGUAGCACUUUGCGCAUACGAAGCCGAACCUUGUGCGACGACGAUCGCAUUACAAGAAGACAACAUAAAAAAAAAUAGAUACGGUGACGUGUUACCCUAUGACCAUGCUCGAGUCGUUUUAAAUGAAUUGUUCAAUGCUUCCGGAUCGAGUUACAUAAAUGCUUCAACAAUCACCGAUCACGAUCCACGUAAUCCGGCAUAUAUAGCCACGCAAGGCCCACUACCGCAGACGACGACAGAUUUUUGGCAAAUGGUUUGGGAACAGGGUAGCGUCGUUAUGGUUAUGUUGACUCGUUUAACAGAAAACGGUACGGCUAUGUGUCACAGAUAUUGGCCGGAAGAAGGUUCGGAAAUAUAUCACAUAUACGAGGUACAUUUGGUAAGCGAACACAUUUGGUGCGAUGAUUAUUUGGUACGAAGUUUUUAUUUGAAAAAUAUAAAAACCGGAGAAACGCGAACCGUUACGCAAUUUCAUUUUCUUUCAUGGCCGGAAAAUGGGGUACCGUUAUCGACGAAAGCACUUUUGGAAUUUCGCAGAAAAGUUAAUAAAUCUUACCGUGGAAGAUCUUGUCCGGUUGUUGUUCACUGCAGCGACGGAGUCGGAAGAACCGGUACCUAUUGUUUAAUCGACAUGGUUUUAAAUCGCAUGGCUAAAGGUGCUAAAGAAAUCGAUAUCGCCGCCACAUUGGAACACAUAAGAGAUCAACGUCUUUUAAUGGUGAGAACAAAACAACAAUUUGAAUUCGUUCUUAUGGCCGUUGCCGAAGAAGUACACGCCAUAUUGAAAGCAUUACCGGCAAAUCCAAAUCAUUCUCCUCCGCCUAUUGUCAAAGAAAAAGAUUAA
Molecule: messenger RNA, 2940 nt
Organism: Pediculus humanus corporis (human body louse)
Lineage: Eukaryota; Metazoa; Arthropoda; Insecta; Psocodea; Pediculidae
Exons: 17
Coding region: 1-2940 (979 amino acids)
Biological process (GO): protein dephosphorylation
Cellular component (GO): secretory granule
Molecular function (GO): protein tyrosine phosphatase activity
Source: RefSeq, a predicted model, not a curated record